Messenger RNA from Andrographis paniculata, 1080 nucleotides. RefSeq lists its product as uncharacterized. Bases 95 to 847 code for a protein of 250 amino acids. The transcript is spliced from 4 exons. Gene Ontology annotation, cellular component: myosin complex. Gene Ontology annotation, molecular function: cytoskeletal motor activity. Lineage: Eukaryota; Viridiplantae; Streptophyta; Magnoliopsida; Lamiales; Acanthaceae. The record is from RefSeq and is a predicted model, not a curated record.
UUAUUAAAACCCACCAAUUGGAAUCCAACGGUCAGACGGCUUCCGACUCCGUCGCCACCGCAUCUCCGCCGUCUAAUCGCUCCGCGUUUUCCAGAUGUCACGUUUCUUCAGCCGCCGUGUCCAAGUCGAGCCGGCCAAGCCCGAUCUCAAGCCCCCCGUAGAUGACCGCGCUUCGGAUGGAACGACCGAUUCGAAACUGCAGUCAUCUAACAGCAAUGCGGCGGAGGAUCAAGAGCAAUUGAAUUCGGCGACGGAGGAUCAAGAGCCGUUGAAUUCAGUUGCGGAGGAUCAGGAGCAGUUGAAUUCGGUGACGGAGGAUCAAGAGCAGUCGAAGGAGGGUAAUUCGCCUCGGGAGGUUUCUCCCCAAGAGGCAGACAACGGCGACUACAUCGGCGUGCAAUCCAGACCUUAUAUUAGGAAGAUCCUCGAGAAGCAAGGUGACAAAAAGAUUCUUUUUGCUGAUAAAGUUUUGAAGUAUACUUGCUCUGGGAAGUUGAAGAGGCGACUACUUCUAAUUACUGAUUUUGCGCUGUAUAUCGUGGACCCGGAAACUGACUCUCUAAGAAGAAGGAUAGCUUUGGCAGCUGUUGAGAAGCUUUGUUUAAGUAAACUAAAGGAUAAUUUUUUUGCGAUUAUUAUUCCCACUGAAUAUGAUUUACUGAUGGCAAGUACUAGGAAGACUGAAAUAGCGACGGUCUUAGUGGAUGCUACGAAAAGUGCAUCUGACUAUGAGCUUGAGGUGUCUCGAUCUGACAGCUUUGAGUACAACGCAGCGGCUGAAAUCGUGAAGGAAGUUCAGUUUGAGGAAGUAGAAGGUGGCAUUAAAAUGAGAGUGGUGAAGAAAUGAGCUGGUGUUAGUUUACUUCAUCGGAAGAACUUGUCCAUCCAAUGCCAUUUUUCACAUUCGAGUUAGAGUUGUCUCAUUGUGGAUAUGGCGAUUUUACUACUCUGCGAUGAACUUCUGUUUUCUCAUACAGAAAGUUCAAAAGCAGAUGCAAUAUUUUCUUGUUUAUGUAUCGAUUUAAGUUAUCGACAGACUAUUUAGAUUUUUUCUGAAUCGUAUCUUGCUAUUGAUUUCUA